AUGGCAAUUCCCAGGAUCACGAUCCAGAGCUCUGCAUUAGAUGUCAUAUCUGAUGUUGAAUCCAAGAAAAUAGCCCAUGACUCGUUUUGGGUGAGUUGGGACGAUAUAUCGAACGACAUUGAGGUGUAUCAAAUAAAUGGCGAAAGUUUGGUAUUGAGGAGCACUGGUGCAAUUGAAAUCAAGAAGCAUGGCAAUCGUCAAUUGUCAGCUACCUACGAGCAUACCACAUCGGCAGUGAUUGAAUUCCCUUCGAAGAAAUUUCCAAAUUAUCAAUCCUCUCAACCACUGUCUCAUAUACCAUCUGCUAUAACUACAAUUGAUGUGGCCUCCAGGGGUGACUUAUUACUAGUAGGCACUUCCAGAGGAGAGUUGACGGUUUUGUCAGCCCAAGAUAGGGGAACUGUUAUUCGAAAAUUGAAGGGCCAUUUAAUGCAUACUACUAAAGCCAAGUUUUUUCCUUCGGGACAAGCUGCUGUGUCUAUUGGUAGUGAUUUCCAGAUCAAGAUAUGGAAUAUAGUCGAUGGAUCUAAUCCAAGAACAUUGACUGGCCAUAAGGGUCAUAUUACAGAUAUAGGAAUUAUUGAAAGAGGUAGAAACAUUGUCUCCAGUUCUAAAGACGCGACUGUAAAACUAUGGGAAGUUGGCAGUGCCAAAGAAAUUUCUUCUUUUGAUGCUGGCUCUGCUGUAAAUGCAUUAGCAAUAUUAGGUGGACCCUCAAUCUUCGAAGAUGUCGCAGCUCUUAAAUUUGGAGUUGAUAACAAAACAAUUGCAAUUGGUCUAGAGACAGAGAGUAUUGUCAGCUCGUGGGACCUUCGCACUUCAGCUGAAGCUUUCAAACUUAGUGUUCCCGCACCUACAACUUCAAUUGCAUCUCAUCAGGAAAAUACACUUGUCACGGGUCAUAGUACGGGUGAGGUUUGUAGCUGGGACGUUAGAAACCCAUCAUCUGCUCUCUCGUGCGUAAAUCUGUCUUCGUCCACAUCUUCUGCAUCUGCCAUUACCUCCUUGUCUGUUUCUUCUGACUCUGUUGUAUUCUCUACUGAAGGCGAAACUGAUGUUUACAAACUUAACCUUUCGACAACCAAUAACUUUGACCUCUCCUCUGCAUCUACUACCUAUUUAGCGGGUGGCUCAGAUCCUGUAACCUCGAUUGUUCAAAACGCAUCGACUGUAUUUAUGGCCGGCAAAAAUAGUAGUAUUUGGGCGUAUUAG
This is a messenger RNA of Sugiyamaella lignohabitans, 1212 nucleotides long. RefSeq names its product Rpn14p (gene RPN14). Bases 1 to 1212 code for a protein of 403 amino acids. Gene Ontology annotation, molecular function: protein binding. The record is from RefSeq and is a predicted model, not a curated record. NCBI's taxonomy places the organism in Eukaryota, Fungi, Ascomycota, Dipodascomycetes, Dipodascales, Trichomonascaceae. The transcript has a single exon.